GCAGUUUUAUGACAAAUCCUGAGUCUUGCUUUACUGUGAACAGCUAUACAGGAGAAAAUCAUGGGGAAUAUGCAUCAGCACAGCACCUAGCAAAACAGUUUGUAGACAGGACAGCUCAAAAGUCUCAGUUAUUGAAACACACGAGAACCCAUGCAGGAGAGAAACCCUACAAAUGUGACCAGUGUGACUAUUCUGCAGCACGGAAAUCCAAUUUGGACUAUCAUCUAGUAAAACACACAGGUAAGAAACCCAACAUAUGUGGGGAGUGUGGGUACAGGACAGCCCAAAAGUCUGACUUAUCCAAACAUAUGAGAACCCAUACAGGAGAAAAACCCUACAAGUGUGACCAGUGUGACUAUUCUGCAGCACGGAAAUCCCACUUGGACUAUCAUCUAGUAAAACACACCGGUAAGACACCCUACAUGUGUGGGGAGUGUGGAUACAGGGCAGCUCAAAAGUCUUCCUUGUCCAAACAUAUGAGAACCCAUACAGGAGAAAGACCCUACAAAUGUGAUCAGUGUGACUAUUCUGCAGUACAGAAAUCCAGUUUGGACAUUCAUCGAACAAUACACACUGGUGAGAAACAGUACAUAUGUGGGGAGUGUGGAUACAGAUCAGCUCAAAAGUCUGACUUAUCUAGACAUAUGAGAGUCCAUACAGGAGAAAAACCCUACAAGUGUGAUCAGUGUGACUAUUCUGCAGCACGGAAAUCUAAUUUAGACCGACAUCUAGCAAUGCACGCUGGAGAAAAACCUUAUAUGUGUGAGGAGUGUGGAUACAGAACAGCUAAAAAGUCCACCUUAUUUCUGCAUAUGAGAACACAUACAAGAGAAAAACCCUACAAGUGUGACCAGUGUGACUAUUCCGCAGCACAGAAAUUUGCUUUGGACCAACAUCUAGCAAAACACGCUGGUGACAAACCCUACAUGUGUGAGGAGUGUGGGUACAGGACAACUCAAAAGUCUGACUUAUCCAAACAUAUGAGAGUCCAUACAGGAGAAAAACCCUACACAUGUGACCAGUGUGACUAUUCUGCAGCACAGAAACCUCAUUUAGACUAUCAUCUCACAAAGCACACCGGUGAGAAACCCUACAUGUGUGGGGAGUGUGGAUACAGGGCAGCUAAAAAGUCUCUCUUAUCCCGACAUAUGCGAGCCCAUACAGGAGAAAAACCCUACAAGUGUGACCGGUGUAGCUAUUCUACCGCCUCUAAGUCAGCCCUUACUAAACUUAAGAAAAUUUACACAGAGGCACCAACUCUGGAACUGUUCAUCUCAUAUUGA
This is a messenger RNA of Branchiostoma belcheri (Belcher's lancelet), 1283 nucleotides long. RefSeq names its product gastrula zinc finger protein XlCGF57.1-like. Lineage: Eukaryota; Metazoa; Chordata; Leptocardii; Amphioxiformes; Branchiostomatidae. Gene Ontology annotation, cellular component: nucleus. Gene Ontology annotation, molecular function: DNA-binding transcription factor activity, RNA polymerase II-specific; RNA polymerase II transcription regulatory region sequence-specific DNA binding. Bases 9 to 1283 code for a protein of 424 amino acids. The transcript has 2 exons. The record is from RefSeq and is a predicted model, not a curated record. Gene Ontology annotation, biological process: regulation of transcription by RNA polymerase II.